Molecule: messenger RNA, 1071 nt
Organism: Aspergillus alliaceus
Lineage: Eukaryota; Fungi; Ascomycota; Eurotiomycetes; Eurotiales; Aspergillaceae
Product: SDR family oxidoreductase
Exons: 1
Coding region: 87-1052 (321 amino acids)
Cellular component (GO): intracellular anatomical structure
Molecular function (GO): oxidoreductase activity, acting on NAD(P)H, oxygen as acceptor
Source: RefSeq, a predicted model, not a curated record
AGGUAAUUGACCAAUGAGAUCCACUCUACCGGUCGGGGAAGGGGCUGGAGAUCAGUCGUGAUAUCAUAAAUCGAGAACCACUUUUCAUGACAUCACCGGAUAAUCCGGAUAGAAUACUUAUAGCCCUCAUAUUACCCCCAAAACAACUGUUAUUCAAUUCAAUUCAAGCCUUCAAACCUCAGUUCUCCUUUGAAACCUAUUUCACAAACCUUCCUCUCUGUACACACAUAUAUAUAUACCCACAUCCCAAAAUGCCAAUUCCCGUCCCCUCCGCCAACUCCCUCACCGACCUCCUCAGCCUUAAGGGCAAGGUCGUAAUCGUCACCGGCGCUUCCGGCCCCCGCGGCAUGGGCAUCGAAGCCGCCCGUGGCUGCGCUGAAAUGGGCGCCGACGUCGCCAUUACCUACGCCUCCCGGCCUCAAGGCGGCGAGAAGAACGCCGAAGACCUCUCCAAAACCUACGGCGUAAAAGCCAAGGCCUACAAAUGCGACAUCGGCACCUUCGAGAGCGUCCAGAAGCUCGUUGACGAUGUGAUCAAGGACUUCGGAAAGGUCGAUGCCUUCAUCGCGAACGCCGGCCGCACAGCUGACAGCGGGAUCCUGGACGGCUCGGUCAAGGACUGGAUGGAGGUCAUUCAGACGGAUCUGAACGGCACAUUCCACUGUGCGAAGGCUGUGGGACCGCACUUUAAGCAGCGUGGCACGGGAAGUCUGGUCAUUACUGCCAGUAUGUCCGGCCACAUUGCCAACUUCCCGCAGGAGCAGACCUCGUACAAUGUUGCCAAGGCUGGGUGUAUCCAUAUGGCACGGUCGUUGGCGAAUGAGUGGAGAGACUUUGCCCGGGUGAACAGUAUCUCGCCUGGUUAUAUUGAUACGGGAUUGUCGGACUUCGUGGAUCAGAAGGUUCAGGAUCUUUGGUUGAGCAUGAUUCCCAUGGGACGGAAUGGUGAUGCCAAGGAGCUCAAGGGCGCGUAUGUCUACCUGGUUAGUGAUGCCAGUUCAUACAUGACUGGCAAUGAUCUGGUGAUUGAUGGUGGUUACACUGUGCGGUAAAUGGCCGCGGGCUUGGUAC